CAGGGAUUAAGUUGUGACACUAUGGCUCCCCAUCAUUAUUCAAACAAAUAAAUAUAAACAUUUUCAUAUCAUUAUAUGUAUGGCGAGAUAUCAUUCUUAAAUUAUGUUAAAGUGUGUGCAAAUAACAGGUAACAGUUAAUAAUGGCUGACAUUAAAGUAAUUGCAGUCAAGGAGGCUGGCUACUCAGCCGAUAAUGUUGCUGUCACCUUGGAGACAGAUGCUGCCCAACCAGCACAGUAUAACCCACCCCCAACCUAUGGGGGUGUAGAUGCAGCUCCACCCACAUAUGAAUCAAGCACAGGGGGACCUGGAGACGCACCCCCUUCCUAUGAUUCCAUAUAUGGACGUUUAAAAGGCGCAAAAGAUGAGUCAGAUGGAAAUGUUGACUUUGCCAAGAAGUUUGCAGGAAUAGUAUGUGGCACAUUGGGAUGUACCAUUUGUGUAGGCCUGGUGCUGGCUAUUCCAAUCUCCAUGAUAGUUAUGGGCUCCGUUCAUCUUCAUAACUGUCCCAGAGAACGCAUGAUCCCAAUCUAUCUGAUAGUAGCUGGGGUAUUUGGCAUUAUCAAGAAUCUCUCAAACUUUGGACAACGAAUCAAGAACAGGAAGGAAGGAAAUGAUGAAGAGAAUGCGAAGACAAAUCCUUUUGAUGGAAUACUCAAUUGUUUCCUUUUUGCAUGGUUCAUUGCAGGUAAUGUCUGGAUCUACAGGACCUACAGAAGCUACAAUUGUGAAUUACCCAGGGUGGAUGCUGUCUACUGUGACUGCACGUUGUAUCUAUAUGCAUUCUGGAUAACCACGGCAACCUAUAUCCUCAUUGCUCUCUCAUGUUGCUGUGUUUGCUUCUCAAGCUGCUUGAUCUGCAUGUUUGGAGGCUCAAAGAAGUAACUGCACGUAAACGUUACAACAUGGCAGAAUUGGAUGAUCCAUAACUGCAUGCCAAGUAACAAAAUGGCAUUCCUUUGAAGUAACUUCACAAAGUUGUAACAAAGAGACAUUAAGAAAAUGUGAGAUUCAUGACAUGGAUUUAGUGAACAUGGAUUUGAUUGUCUCCCAUCAUUGGUGCCUUAGACACUGGAAGAUUCAAAACUCUGACAGUGGAAUGGUUUAGCUUUCAAAUUUGACAGUCCCGAUUUAUCCGUAGUAUUUUACCCAGAAAAAAUAUAUAUUCAUAUAGGCCUAUAUUGUAAUUCCACAUAUUGUAUAUUUCCUUCAAAUAUAAACUACCAUGCUUGUUGUAUCUGAAGUGACAGAAAAUCAUUAAAAACAUAUAUAUUAACUCUUCAAGAACUUUAAACUGUAGUUUCUAGUCUUCUAAUUCGAUUAAUACUUCUAUUCUCAGGGUUUGUCUAUAAAUAUGAUUUACACAAAGAUACAGCAUAUAGUCAACAGUAUAGGAUGAAUGAAAUUAAAGUUUGUAAAUGUAUUUGUGAAAUGAAAUUAUUUUGGAGAUAUUUUAAUAGAUUGUGAUGAUUAUUAGAUCUCACGCGGAGACAGCAUUCAUGUUUUUUUUUUAUUAUAUUAUUUAGAGGUUAUGUCUCUAUUACGUGAAAUAUGCCUG
Owenia fusiformis is the source of this 1558-nucleotide messenger RNA. The record is from the annotation of a GenBank genome assembly. NCBI's taxonomy places the organism in Eukaryota, Metazoa, Annelida, Polychaeta, Sabellida, Oweniidae.